Molecule: messenger RNA, 2004 nt
Organism: Carica papaya (papaya)
Lineage: Eukaryota; Viridiplantae; Streptophyta; Magnoliopsida; Brassicales; Caricaceae
Product: Protein phosphatase 2C family protein
Biological process (GO): protein dephosphorylation
Molecular function (GO): cation binding; protein serine/threonine phosphatase activity
Source: RefSeq, a predicted model, not a curated record
CUGUGCAAGCAAACAAACAAUUUAAACACCGUUGAAAACAACAUCCAACAAACACAAACUCAGCUUUGUCCCCACAACACCACCACCACCGUCACCACCACCACGCCCACCCAUCUCCUCCUCACACGACACCCACCCCCUCCCCUGUUCCUCCACCACCCAACACUCAUACACCCCCUCGUCUUCUUCUCCAUCACCCUUCGCUAACUUACGCCUCCCCAUCUUAUCCUGCGCAUCCCCUCCAUCACUUGUCUGUCUCCCUGUCCCUCUGUCCCUCCCUCCAUUAAAAUAUUGAAAAAUAAAGGAAAGUGAGGAAGAAAAACACCAACACCAACGGUUCAUCUCUUUUCUCUCUUUCUCUCUCUUUCUCUUUAUAUAUAUAUAUACAUGUAUUUAUAUAAUCUCUAUCUUUCAUUACACCUCCUAAUUUUGGAUCAACCUAGAUAGUGAAGUGGGAAGAGGAGGAAGAAAGGUGGGAAGAGGAGGAAGAAAGGUGGGAAGAGGAGGAAGAAAGGUGGAAAGGAAGAGGAAGAGGAGGAGCGUACUGGGGUUAGGGUUUUUGAGAGAUGUGGGAUGCUUCAGGCAUUGAUGAAUCUGCUCUCUCUGUGCUGGAAGCCGUUCGGGCAUAGCAGCGAGAAAUCCGGCUCGACUGGUUCUACUUGCGCCGGUGGUGGUGGCGGUGGAGGUGGAAAAGAAGGUAAAGACGGGUUACUUUGGUUUCGCGACUUAGACAAGUAUGGCUCUGGCGAUUUCUCCAUGGCUGUCGUCCAGGCCAAUCAGGUGCUCGAGGACCAGAGCCAGAUUGAGUCCGGCCCAUUCGGCACCUUUGUCGGCGUCUAUGACGGUCACGGCGGCCCCGAAGCCGCCCGCUAUGUCUGCGAUAAUCUCUUCAAACAUUUUCGAGCAAUAUCAGAAAGGUCCCAAGGAGUUGUGACAACUGAGACCAUAGAGAGAGCUUUUCAGGCUACAGAGGAAGGGUUUACUGCUCUUGUAUCAGACUCAUGGAGUCUUCGACCUAACAUAGCCACAGUAGGUACGUGCUGUCUAGUUGGGGUGAUACAUCAACAGACUCUCUUUGUGGCAAACCUUGGUGAUUCUCGUGUUGUGUUGGGCAAGAAAGUUGGCAACACGGGAGGAAUUGCUGCCAUACAAUUGUCAACAGAACACAAUGCGAACAUUGAUUCAGUCAGGCAGGAGCUUAAGGCAUUACACCCAACUGACCCUCAAAUAGUUGUCCUUAAACAUGGAGUGUGGAGAGUGAAGGGCAUUAUACAGGUUUCCAGAUCUAUUGGUGAUGUUUAUAUGAAACAUGCGCAGUAUAAUAGGGAACCAAUCAACGCAAAAUUCAGACUUCCUGAACCAAUGAAUAUGCCCUACUUGUCUGCCAAUCCAGCAAUUAUUUCUCAUCCACUCCAUCCAAAUGAUUCUUUUCUUAUAUUUGCAUCUGAUGGUCUUUGGGAACACUUGAGUAAUGAAAAGGCUGUUGAGAUUGUCCACAGUCAUCCACGUGCUGGAAGUGCCAAAAGACUUGUGAAGGCUGCCCUCCAAGAAGCAGCAAGAAAAAGAGAGAUGAGAUAUUCCGACCUUCGGAAGAUUGACAAGAAGGUUCGACGCCACUUUCAUGACGAUAUAACUGUAAUUGUUUUAUUCUUAAACCAUGACCUUAUCUCGAGAGGUUCCGUGCUAGACUCCCCGCUGUCUGUCCGAAGUGCCUUAGAACACCGAUGAAGUUUGCAGACCAGACAUUUUCUGCGUGCCGUGAUUCCGAUCGAUACUGUACUGCUCGUAGAAGAUGCAUGAUGAUGAAUACGGCUAGUGGAGAGAGAGAGCUUUCACUGUACAAGCAACCGGGGGACUGUUUGGAUACUGAUAUUGAGGUUUACUAAUUCCAAGUCGGCUUACAUUUGUAAGAUGUUCUUCCAAGAGUCAGAACCCAUAAUUAUUUCACAUUCAAUGUAAUACCCUUUUGAUAUAAUCUACUUACAGUGAAUGGGUGCGAAUCCA